Molecule: messenger RNA, 2842 nt
Organism: Penaeus indicus
Lineage: Eukaryota; Metazoa; Arthropoda; Malacostraca; Decapoda; Penaeidae
Product: carbohydrate sulfotransferase 3-like
Exons: 4
Coding region: 454-1659 (401 amino acids)
Biological process (GO): sulfur compound metabolic process; N-acetylglucosamine metabolic process
Molecular function (GO): N-acetylglucosamine 6-O-sulfotransferase activity
Source: RefSeq, a predicted model, not a curated record
CUGCCGACGGGUUAGCGGUUUCCUUCUGAUUUUUAUUUCCAUAUUUUUUGUUAAUUAUGUGUCUAUUAUUUUUUAGUAUCUACGAAAUGAAUCUCCGCCAAUGGAAUUGAUCAGCCUUCCAAAAUGCGUGAACUUCUAAUUUCAGAAAUCCCACUGCAAAAAUAUGAAAAUCGUUAACGUAGUGUAAAGGCCGUGAGACUUAAAUAUCAAUGUUGGGAGUUAAAUAAGAACAAAUUUUCAACGUAGCGUAUAAAGUGUCAUUCAUGUUUCAAUUCAUAUUGCUGUUUCAAAGACAAUAGGAAUUUUUACGAGCAUAGCGUAAGUUCCUGUGAAGAUACAAAUUAUAGAAAAUGCUAUAAUAAAUAAAGACAAUCACAAUAAUUACUAUAAUAAACAGAGAAUAAGUCAUACAUUUAAUAAAUAGAUAAGAGAAUAAGCUAUAGAUUAAAGAAAAUGCUAUCAGCAAUAAACACAGACAAGUGGAUUCAGCUGAUGAGAAAAGUUCGAGUUUAUUUCCCAUGGAAAAAAGUGCGCCUACUUGCUCUGGCUUUGGUCAGCUACUUAGUGGCCAGUUUUAUUUUCACAGAAGACCUUGGCUCUCCUUCUCCUUCAGCUCCUUCGCCGAGCACUUCGUGGCCGCGAGAUGCUCCCGAGCCCCGGGCCAACGCCACCCUCUACCCGUGCAGGUUUUCAAUACGGCAGAAUCGGUCCUCCUCGGGCGAGGCCGCCCUCGACGGCGCCCCUGCGGCAGGCACGCCGAAUGUGGUUCUCAUGAGUUCGAUGGCCAGGAGUGGAUCGAGCUUCCUGGGUGGCCUGCUGAGCUCCCUCCCCGGCGUCUUUUACUUCUUCGAACCCCUCCACAACAUAGAGCGCUGGCACAUGCUCUCAGCGGCCACCGCCAGGGACGGCCUUCGGGGCCUCCUCACGUGCAACAUCACCGGAGCCAUCAGGAAGGCCGUGAGGACGCGGGGGAAGUACACCGUGUACCACCCGUACACGCGGCGCUGCGCCACCAAGGAGGCCUGCUUCAGCAGCCUCCUGGACGAGACGUGUCGCAAGGAGAAGUUUCGUGCGGUGAAGACCAUCAGAGCGCGAGUCUCCUGGCUGACCUCGCUACUGGAUGACCCCGAGGUUGACCUCCGGGUCAUCCACCUCGUGAGGGAUCCUCGAGGAUCAGUCAUCUCGAACUGGAAGGCCGACUGGGCGCCCAUCUCGGAGGCCACGAGCUGUCAGAAUCUGCUGUCCGAUCUGCGGGACGGCGCGCGCCUUCGGAGGCAGCGGCCCGGCAAGUUUCUGACGGUUCGUUACGAGGACCUUUGCCUUGAUCCACGGCUGAUGGCAGAAGUAAUUUUGUCUUUUCUUGGCUACACGAAGCUUCCGCAGUCUACUGUUAACUACCUGGAUAAGCAAACGAAAGCGACAAGAGACAGCAAAACCUACAGCCUCAGGCGAGACACGAAGAGCCAGCAGCAGAAAUGGCGGACGACGAUCACCGACGAGGAGUUCGCCAGGAUUGAGCCGGCGUGCGCGGCAGCAAUACUCCAGCUCGGGUUCAGCCUCUUCGGAAGCGCGGAGGCAGCCAGGAACAUCUCGCUCCCUCUGUACAACCGCUCGGCCGACCACCAGGCCUACGACCACCGCGACUGCCUCCGUGAAUGAGGGGAGGCGCAUGGAAACUGGAGACGAGGCGAAAAACUUUGAAAGCAACCACACAUCCUUAUAAUGAUGGUGUUCACAAGACAAACGCUUACGGAACCAAAGUAUGAAAAAGUCUUCACCACCGACUCAUUCAUAGCUCCCCACGUCGCCGCCUGCCCUCGAUGCACGCAGAUGCGCACUCCAUGAACACGUAUAUACUGUUGCAUCCAAAUGCACGUUUAUUGUACUGCCAGUUAUUGUUCAUAAAGGGCAGUUUGUUAUAAUCGUAUUCCCUCUGUAUAAAAUCACCUGUCUGUCCCUCCCUGUUUUUUUUUUUUUUUUUUUUUUUUUUUAUCUCCCCCUCUCUCUCCUCUCUUUCCCUGUCUCUAUCAGUCAGUCAUUCAGUCAAUCAGUCCGUCAGUCAGUCGGUCAGCCAGUCAGUAAGUCUGUCUCUUCUAUCGUCUGACACACAACAUGUAUCAUAUGGUGCUUUCCUCCGGGCGUGAGUUUCGUUUUAUCCUCGGUUCUGUGUUUUACGGCAGGUGCGUGGAUGUGCAGUUAUUUCAAUCUCCCGUGGCGUGUGCACCUUCUCCGUUAAUAUACGACGCUAUCAGCUCAGGCAAUCAACCACUUAAAAAAAAAAAAAAAAAAAAAAAAAAAUGCGAGGUGUGCAUUUGUCAUACUUUCUACGUCAGAUACGGUAAUUUUUAGGUCCUCUGCAGCCAUCCAACGUUGCAAAUAUUUUUUUUUUCCAAUUUUUAACGAUGUAAUAUGUGUGAAUCUGUUGUUUUCCCUCGCAAAUGAAGGUUCAAAAGGUACAGGAAAUGAGUGAAGUAUUCGUCUCCCAGAAAAUGUGUCUGAAAAAGAUUAAGAAAUUUUGAUUCGAUUUCUUAACAUGAACGAGGAAAGAAAAUGGGCGAUUAACAUCAAGUAAUUAUAAAUAUCGUAAAAAACGAUAGCAAUGCUUUGUGUUCAACUCUACGGCUCGAGAACCAUGUUUCACCUGUGGAGCAAAAUUAUUUCAUUAUUUAUUUUAUGUGAUCGUUCAGUAACUAAUAAAUGCGUGAAUAUAGGAAAACUAAGAUGUACUUUUCAAACUUUAUACUACGGAACAUAAACGUCAAGCUAUUUGUCGUUCACGUACAUUUAAUUUUCUUCGUAAAUAAAGAUUAAACAGCAAUAAAAAAUAUGCUUAUAUCAUUCA